AUGUCGGCCUCCACCACAUCCCCCGAGGUCCAGAAGAAGAGACUCCUACGUCUGACCAUUGCCCACUACCGCAAUGAGAACUGCAGCGAGAAGGACAUGUACGAGUGGGGUACCAAGGAGCACGCUGUCCACGCUGCUGCUGUCCACGCCAGACACGGUAUCGAGGGCUACGCUGUCCACUGGUCUCCGUCCUCGUUCCGCACCGCCGCCAAGACCCUGAAUGCCAGCCUGGGUGACCGCUGGGUGGUCCGCGACCAGGACAUGUGGGUCGAGUUCUGGUUCCGCGACAUGGAGCAGCUCUCUGCCACUGCGCAGGACCCUGACUUCCAGAAGCUCCAGGCUGCUGAGGGCCCGUAUGCCAGCAAGAUCCACGUCGAAGCUAGUCUCGGCUGGGUAGAGCAGUACGUUGCCGAUGGCAAGGUGGUCAAUGUCACAGCAGAUGGCAAGCCCGACUUCCUGAGCUUUGAGGAGAUGAGCGCUCCCCCGUUGUAA
This is a messenger RNA of Neoarthrinium moseri, 492 nucleotides long. RefSeq lists its product as uncharacterized. The transcript is spliced from 2 exons. Gene Ontology annotation, molecular function: oxidoreductase activity. The record is from RefSeq and is a predicted model, not a curated record. NCBI's taxonomy places the organism in Eukaryota, Fungi, Ascomycota, Sordariomycetes, Amphisphaeriales, Apiosporaceae. The coding region runs from base 1 to 492 and encodes 163 amino acids.